GGGAACCAAGGCUCCGAGACCCGCGGAGAACCGGACCCUCUCGAUGUCCCUUCAGUGAUGGGAAGAGGGACGCGUCGUUCCGGACUUUGGUGUCACAGCUGCACCUCUGUCCUUGUGCAAGCGGGAGUCUGAGCACCUCCCUGGGGAUGGCUUAGGCACGAGAGUCGGGGAAGGGGCACCGAGAAACGUCAGCCUCAAGCACAUCUCUUUUCUGCACCCCACUCGUUUCGGGGCUUUGUUAGACCGAGGUCUUCCAAGGAGGAGAGCUGAGCAGGCGAUUGCAUCUGAGCCCCUGGAACCCGCUCAGCGUUGGCCCCUGCCUCUGGCCCAGUUUCCCUGGCCUGGGAGACCUGCCUCCGCUCCCCAUUCCCGCUCCCGUCCCCACUCCUGAGCCUGCAGGCCCCUCCGGCCCCUCCUCCCGCUAACGUGGCUCUGGGACCCGGUCCCGGCCCAGACUCUGCUACCCGCCCCUCUCGGAGCCCCAGAUACAGUGAGGGGGAGACACGUCGAGCCCCUGGCCCCAGGCCCACCUCAUGAGAGACUUCAGACACCUGGAUUAUCCUUACUGGGGGUUGGGUUGGUGGGAAGGUCAGCAGUCUCCUGUCCCCCUCAAACCCCCACAGGAGUCACCACCCUAGGGCCAGUGUAUGGGUGAGGGGACAUCCCCUGGGGCUUGAGCUGCCCCACACAGAAUGCCCUGCACCCCCUGCUUCAUGCCCUUGCUGCUGGUGCUCCUGCUUGUACUUCCCCACACCAGGGCUGCCUUUCCCCAGGACCCCCUCCCUCUGCUGACCUCUGACCUGCAAGGUACUUCCCCAUUAUCCUGGUUCCGGGGCCUGGAGGAUGAUGCUGUGGUUGCAGAACUUGGGCUGGACUUUCAGAGAUUCCUGACCUUGAACCGGACCUUGCUAGUGGCUGCCCGGGAUCACGUGUUCUCCUUUGAUCUUCAAGCCCAAGAAAAAGGGGAGGGGCUGGUGCCCAACAAGUAUCUAACAUGGAGGAGCCAUGAUGUGGAGAACUGUGCUGUGCGGGGGAAGCUGAUGGACGAGUGCUACAACUAUAUUCGUGUUCUUGUGCCCUGGGACUCCCAGACACUCCUUGCCUGUGGAACAAAUUCAUUCAGCCCUGUGUGCCGCAGCUAUGGGAUAACUUCGCUGCAGCAGGAGGGUGAGGAGCUGAGUGGGCAGGCUCGAUGCCCCUUUGAUGCCACUCAGUCCAACGUGGCCAUCUUUGCAGAGGGCAGCCUGUACUCAGCCACUGCUGCGGACUUCCAGGCCAGUGAUGCUGUGGUUUACAGAAGCCUCGGGCCUCAGCCCCCACUCCGCUCCGCCAAGUAUGACUCCAAGUGGCUCAGAGAACCACACUUUGUCCAUGCCUUGGAGCAUGGAGACCAUGUCUACUUCUUCUUCCGAGAGGUCUCUGUGGAGGAUGUCCGACUGGGGAGGGUACAGUUCUCCCGGGUGGCCCGUGUGUGUAAGCGUGACAUGGGUGGCUCACCUCGAGCCUUGGACCGCCACUGGACAUCCUUCCUGAAAUUGCGGCUCAACUGCUCUGUCCCUGGGGACUCUACUUUCUAUUUUGACGUCUUACAGGCCUUGACUGGGCCUAUGAACUUGUAUGGCCGCCCUGCUGUCUUUGGGAUCUUCACCACCCAAACCAAUAGCAUCCCUGGUUCUGCAGUCUGUGCCUUCUACCUGGAUGACAUUGAGCAUGGGUUUGAGGGCAAGUUCAAGGAGCAGAGGAGUCUGGAUGGGGCCUGGACACCUGUGUCUGAGGACAGGGUCCCCUCCCCCAGGCCAGGAUCCUGUGCAGGAGUAGGUAUAGCUGCCUUGUUCCCCUCUUCUCGAGACCUCCCUGAUGAUGUCCUGACCUUCAUCAAGGCUCACCCACUGCUGGAUCCUGCCGUGCCUCCUGCCUCACAUCAGCCUCUGCUCACCCUCACCAGCAGGGCCCAACUGACCCAGGUAGCUGUGGAUGGCAUGGCUGGACCCUACAGUAACACCACUGUCCUGUUCCUGGGCUCCAAUGAUGGGACAGUGCUGAAAGUGCUUCCCCCAAGAGCGCAAUCUAGGGGACAUGAGCCCAUCCUGUUGGAAGAAAUUGAUGCCUACAGCCCCUCCAGGUGCAGUGGGAAGCAGGCAGCCCAAACAGCACAGCAGGUCAUAGGACUGGAGCUGGACACUGAAGGUCACAGGCUCUUUGUGGCUUUUCCUGGCUGCAUCAUUUCCAUCUCUCUCAGCCGGUGUGCCAGGCAUGGGGCCUGUCGGAGGAGCUGUCUGGCUUCUCAGGACCCAUACUGUGGAUGGCAUAGUUCCAGAGGCUGUGUGAAUAUCAGGGGUUCUGCUGGGAUUGAUGUGGAUCUAUCUGGGAACCAGGAAUCCAUAGAAUAUGGUGACUGCCAAGAUGGAGCUACUGGGAGUCAGGCUGGCACAGGGGAUUCUGCUUAUGUGCUUCUGGGUCCUGGCCCUUCCCCUGAGACCCCCAGUUCCCCCAGUGAUGCCCACCCCUGGCCCCAGUCUUCCACUCUUGGAGCUCACACUCAGGGCGUGCGCCAGGACCUCCCCCCAGCCUCAGUCUCCCUCUCCGUCCCCAUCCCGCUCCUCCUGGCCUGUGUGGCCACAGCCUUUGCCCUGGGCGCCUCAGUCUCUGGCCUCCUGGUCUCCUGCGCUUGUCGCCGAGCCCACCGACCUCGGAGCAAGGACGUCGAGACUCCAGUGCUCCCGCGCCCUCUGUCUCUUCGCAGCUUGGUUCGGCUGCACGGGGCGGGCCCUGAGCCACCAUCACUUUCCAAAGAAGGAGACAGGGCUCAGACGCCCGAGCUCUACACCACCUACCUAUCUCCUGCCGAGGGCGUACCUCCGCCAGAGGUGGCCUGCCUGCCCACCCCAGAGUCCACGCCCGAGCUGCCAGUCAAACACCUCCGCAACGCCGGGGGUUCUUGGGAGUGGAAGCAGAAUGGGAACAACGACAAGGAGGGCCCGGGCCGCGCACGGCGCGGGCACGCGGCAGGUGGCCCCGCACCACGCGUGCUGGUGAGACCGCCGCCUCCAGGCUGUCCCGGGCAGGCCGUGGAAGUCACCACACUGGAGGAACUGCUGCGCUACCUGCACGGCCCGCAGCCGGCCAGGAAUAGGACUGAGCCCACGCCGCCGGCACCUUUCACCUCCCGGGCCCUCCGGCCAGAGCCUGCCCCCACCCCCAAGCUCUUGGCGGGCCCUAAGUCCCUUCCCCAGGAAUGCCCCCCACCCGUGAACAUGCCCCCAGAAGAGAAGUGUGUGGCCCCAAGUGCCCGGCCUGUGCUUUCCGUUCCUGCUCCCCGGCUAGGGGUCGGAGGAAGCCGGAAGUUGCCCUUCUCUCACCGUGCACCGCCUGCCCUGCUCACUCGGGUCCCUUCGGGAGGCCCGUCCAGAUACUCCGGGGUCCCCGGGAGACAUCUCCUAUACCUGGGCCGGCCUGAGGGAUACCGGGGCUGCGCCCCGAAGAGGGCGGACGUUGAGAAGCCUCAGUUGUCCCCGAAGCCACCCCUCAUCGGGCUCUCCUCCCAGCCAGUCGCCCCGAACGGCAGCCAUUUCAACUUUUAAAGGAGGCUGCUCCACAACCUUAAAUGGGGCCCUCGAGGCCCGCGCCCUCAAAGGCCGUGAACAAAGACUCAUCUACAAGGACAGGUCACCUCCCUCUCCUUGUCCCACCCCUGCAGCCUUCCUGGACUCAGAGUAUCCCGGGAUCCCCACCCCCCUCGGAUUUAUUGACUGUCGACUCUCAUUCCCCUUGUCCUCGAAAGAGAGGAGUGAGGCGAGAGGCUCGCCCUCUCGGUGAGCAAGUUUCGGAGGGCGGGUUGGGGCGGAGCACUGGCACACCCCACUCCCCCUCCGUCAGCCAAGCUGCCUUAACUCGCCCUUCCGGGCUUCCUCUAGACGCGGAGCCGCGGGCGGGCCGCACGACGGACUGACGGACGCACGGGGCUGGGGUCUCCGGAGAUGAGCCUCCUACUGUGUAGGAGGCCCCACUUCCCAGUACUGCUGUGUGCCCGAGCCGCUGCCUGACUUUACUCGCCGAAGAGGCGGGGCGGGAGCCGAUCGGCUUGUUCUGAGCGCCUUUGCCCCUAGAAUCUCUGCCGUCAUCUUGGCCUUGCGCUCUCUCCCGAAUAAUUGGGAUGGCUGCGGUCCCACCGGGGUUAAUCAGGAAAGGUUUCCUGAAGGAGGCGAGCGAAGAAAUGGUGUGUGGAAAUCAGCCAGGGCCCAGGAGACCCACGGUAGAGUUUAGGUGAGGUGGGGGAGGGCACUCGGCGCACGUUUCUGGAUUGAGGUAACAGGGACUUUUUCCGUAGCCCGUUCUAAGAGGUUAGGGGAAGGAAUUUUUGGAUAAAUAAAAUGAAGCUUUGCCGUGUGAUUUAAGUUUCACAACAGGGAAUCUUGUCCCAAAGAGAAUUUAGAGUCUGGGUCGCAUGAGGGGUACGCUACAAAAACCAGCGGAGGAUUCGGCACAGCUGGAGGCAUAGGUUUGACCCCCAACAGUUCCCCAAAGAGCAGCUCACUUUCGCAGAGCAGGAGCGGAGUUCAACCUCGCGCUUCCCACGCACGCAUACGUACCCUCGGCCUGGGGCUGGCUGCAGGUACCUGUCCGUUACCCCAGGGGCCAAUGAGAGGGUCGAACAGAGUCACCUGCUCCACCCGCUACCUUGCGCUUCAGGUUUUUGCCGGCGCGUAGCUGGAGUAUCCGCCCAGUUGGAGCCCUAGGCGCGCUCCUGGUGGCGCCACCUGAGGUGUGACCAAGCUCCGCUGCUAAAGAUGCCUCGUCAGUUGCUCCCUCUGAUCGCAGGGAAACAGCUGAGAACAACUUGGUGAAGAACCCUGAGAUUGUUUCUAGCCUCGCCGUUAUAUUUGUGAUACUGACAAGCUAAAGCUCUGCUUUGCACCUUCGUUUUCUCUGAAAAAUGGGGUUGUUUGAGGGUCUCAAGUAUGGUAGUUUGUAAAAACGCUUUCUAAAGGAAAAAACGGUACGCUGAGAGAUCGUGGUUCCUCCAAACUCCUGCUUAGGCUAUGACUAACAGCUAUCUACUUCUAAGUAACUCGUUUCCUUUGUAUCCUUAUAAACUUCAUUUACAGAUUUUA
Molecule: messenger RNA, 5111 nt
Organism: Manis javanica (Malayan pangolin)
Lineage: Eukaryota; Metazoa; Chordata; Mammalia; Pholidota; Manidae
Gene: SEMA6C
Product: semaphorin 6C
Biological process (GO): positive regulation of cell migration; neural crest cell migration; semaphorin-plexin signaling pathway
Cellular component (GO): plasma membrane
Molecular function (GO): chemorepellent activity; semaphorin receptor binding
Source: RefSeq, a predicted model, not a curated record